CAUAACUAAUCAAAUCGUAAUGUAUGAAAUUUCGAGUCCCUUUAAAGAAUUUCAACCAGAAAUUUUAAUCGGGACAUUUCUCGACUCGGUUGGAAGAAUUCUGGAUCUUUAUCCCGAAAGUUUCGGAGAUUUGACGACCCGAGGUUUAGCAGGUUCUCAUGUCCAAAGUUCUGGAUUUCAGAAACUUUUGGAGGAUUAA
This is a messenger RNA of Ambispora leptoticha, 199 nucleotides long. NCBI's taxonomy places the organism in Eukaryota, Fungi, Glomeromycota, Glomeromycetes, Archaeosporales, Ambisporaceae. The record is from the annotation of a GenBank genome assembly.